AGCGAAGGGCAUUGAAUGGUUAUUACUAAAAGGAGAGGGCCGACGGUAAGCGCUGCAUCAGACCUGUCGAAGCUUUAUUUUGUUGGAAGCGAUUAGCAGUGAUGGCAGGGCAUGAUGCUGGGACACAAUACCAAUUCACCGGAAUUCAGAAAUACUUUAAUUCCUACACUAUCACAGGCAGAAGAAAUUGUGUGCUAGCUACAUAUGCAAGUAUUGCAAUGAUCUUCCUUUAUUUUAAACUGAAGCCUAAGAAACAAACCCCAGCUGUGACACAGAAAUAAAAUAGGUUGCUGACAUGCUAAUAUUGGACCUUUCAUGUUGUCUUGCUGCAACUAGAACCUGAUAUACACUUCAAUAAAUCAUGAACAAUGA
Messenger RNA from Elgaria multicarinata webbii, 372 nucleotides. It is a transcript of the gene ATP5MK, whose product is annotated as ATP synthase membrane subunit k. The transcript is spliced from 4 exons. The record is from RefSeq and is a predicted model, not a curated record. Lineage: Eukaryota; Metazoa; Chordata; Lepidosauria; Squamata; Anguidae. Bases 102 to 281 code for a protein of 59 amino acids.